GACAAAUCGAACGCAGACAGAUCACAACAGUGUUUGUGCAAUUUUCAGGUCAUCUGUACUUCAAGGUCACGAACGUCAAAAAACGGCGAAACGGAAAAAUGUUCCUGCUUGGAGCGUCGAGGAAAAUGGACCGCGAAAUGUACCUGAAAAACAGCAAAUACCUCGGGAGCUGAUGUUUCUGUCAAGCUGCGUCCACGAGUUACUUAUCAUUGCAGGACAGAAUGGUGAAAUUGAAAGAUUUUCACAUCAUUUUGGACAGUAACAAAACGGUUUACUCGGCCGGCGAAUAUGUGUCGGGAAAUGUGGUGGUGGAGUUGCGAGGGGACAUGAAAAUGAGAGGUAUUCGAAUCUACAUGCGUGGACUCGCAAAGGUUCAUUGGAGUGAAUCACGAGGAGGAGGCCAUCAAACAGGCUCCUAUACAAAGUACUAUGACGCUGAGGAGGAAUAUUUCUACAUGAAACAGGUUCUCUUUGGAAAAGAUGAGCAUGAAGGAGGCAGUAAUCCUGUACUCAGAGCAGGACACCAUGAGCUACGAUUCAGCUUUCAAAUUCCUUAUGGGAGAGUAGCGACAUCUUUUGAGGGUAAAUACGGCCGUAUACGCUACUGGUUGAAGGCUGAGAUUGAUAAACCCUGGGGAUUCAAUAGUAAAACCAAACGAGCCUUUACAGUCAUUGACCAUAUCGACAUCAACACACCGGCACUUCUGGCUCCCCAGACAGGUUUUCAAGAGAAGACGGUGUGUUGCGGCCUGUGCGUUGCUGGUAACAUCAGCAUGUCAAUCAAGACGGACAGGAAAGGCUAUUGCCCUGGUGAAUCUAUCGCCAUCUCAGCUGAGCUUCAGAAUGGUUCCUCCCGUCGCAUCAAGCCCCGGGCAACCCUCUACCAGCGCACCACGUUCUUCGCUGACGGCAAGUCUCGCUCAGUGCGCAAUCCUGUGGCCUUCCUGCAAGGUAGUACUAUCAGAGGGAGGAGGACCGAGAACUGGAACAACAAGCUGUUGAAGAUACCGCCUAUCACCCCUACGCUGACCAACUGUGGCAUUAUCAAAUUAGAGUACUUUCUUACUAUCUGCCUUGAUAUCACCGGUGCCAUGAACCUGAAUCUCCAUCUACCCAUCGUGAUCGGCACUGUACCCCUCAGAGCGCCCCCCUACACCCCAUUUGAUCCUCUUGCCGUAGGGAGCAUGGAUCUUGGCUUCGCUGGGAUGUUCCCCUCCCCACCCAUUGCAGACAUAGCCCCGCCUAGUUAUGCAGAAUGCCUGUUUGGUGCUGUGGAUAUUCGUGAUGAUGAAACUGAAGACAUGAUGGGCGACACACUGAUGUUCACACCGAUGUAUACCUACGUACCAAACUAUGAGUUCAGACAACCACCGCCUCCUUACUCACCCACGGAUCCCAAUGCCUCAAUAGCCCACAGUUCAUCGGAUCAUUACCGCGCCUGUGUGUCUUGACAAGAUGGCAACUCCACCGCCUAGCUACAAGUCUUAGCAUUGCUGCCCGGACUGAAAUGAUGAAUCCUGUAGCAGAGUAGCAGGUAGGACGAGAAACGAUGUGCAAUAGGAGUUGUCGACACUGACAAAACCCAGAUAUCAGUCCUACCAUUACAGGAUUUCCUGCCAUUAUUGCCACUUGUAUUAAUAUUUGCUGAAAAUCUUCCUGCAUCCCUGAAUGUGUCUUUUGCUGCCAUUCUCAAUAGAGCAAUCCAUUAGGCCACGCCCACUGAGCAUAUAGGCAACCACACCUGCACCUCUCAAAUACUACACUUCAUGUUCUAGCUGCAAACACCAUAUGCACAUGCACACAUGUCAUGCAUUGUGCAGGCAUGUCUGACAUUAAUCAUGGCUUUGAUUGGCCAAUCAUCAUGGGGGCGGGGCUUAAUGGAUCAUACGCACAUGCACACAUGUCAUGCAUUGUGCAGGCAUGUCUGACAUUAAUCAUGGCUUUGAUUGGCCAAUCACCAUAGGGGCGGGGCUUAAUGGACCAUACGCACAUGCACACAUGUCAUGCACUGUGCAGGCAUGUCUGACAUUAAUCAUGGCUUUGAUUGGCCAAAUCACCAUGGGGGCGGGGCUUAAUGGACUAUAUGCACAUGCACACAUGUCAUGCAUUGUGCAGGCAUGUCUGACAUUAAUCAUACCUUUGAUUGGCCAAUCACCAUGGGGGCGGGGCUUAAUGGACUAUAUGCACAUGCACACAUGUCAUGCAUUGUGCAGGCAUGUCUGACAUUUAUCAUACCUUUGAUUGGCCAAAUCACCAUGGGGGCGGGGCUUAAUGGACCAUAUGCACAUGCACACAUGUCAUGCAUUGUGCAGGCAUGUCUGACAUUAAUCAUAGCUUUGAUUGGCCAAUCACCAUGGGGGCGGGGCUUAAUGGACCAUACACACAUGUCAUGCAUUAUGCAGGCAUGUCUGACAUUAAUCAUACCUUUCAUUGGCCAAAUCACCAUGGGGCGGGGCUGUCUGACAUUAAUCAUACUUUUGAUUGGCCAAAUUACCAUGGGGGCAGGGCUUAAAUGGCCCGGUCUAUUUCCCCAUCCACAAUGUAAAUCCUGAGGAGGGAUUUUUCUUUCCAACUGCACAGUGAUUUCACAAUUUAAUUGCUGCAAGAGUUACGCCUCAUUAUUUGUUUACAGUAACACAUUUUGGGGGUUUGUUUAACAGCUGUUGGAGAAGUUUUUAUUAUUUCUUAGAUAAAUGUUAUUCCGUUAUUCCAUGGGAAUACAUGUACUAAGUUAUGCUAUAAAGUUUGUAAAAAAAACUGUCCUCAGCUUUUUACAUAUUAUGUAAAGUGCUGAGUUGAGUUUUAACAAUACAUGUAUUUUAAUGAAUUCACUUGACUAGGAUAACUGCCUAUGUUUCAUGUAAGCCUGACACCCCCCCCCCCCAAAAGCCUUAAUGCAAAGUUUGGACCACUGAGGAAUUCGGGAGUGCAGCUGAUUACAAACUAGCUGAAUGCAUGAAUGUGCAUGUGCUUUGCUGCUUUUUUUUCAUUUAGGAGAAAAUAUAAAUGUGAUGAGAAAAUAUCUUCCACAGCACAGCUGAAGUGACCAGCUGACUUUGAAUUUUGCUUUUUUUUCGCGUACUUAUCAUAAAAUUCUAAAAACUAAAAUGCUGUGAGUUCUGGUGGCACUGUGCUAACUUGAACUCCAGUUUGCCUUGUGUAGCCCUUUCAUUUUCACCCAUGGAAAUGCUCCAAAUGCUCUGCUGGACUAUCACCAGCUACAUCUGCAUAUUUCACACUGGCAGCUGUACUAGAAAUGGAUCAUUGUCCCCCUCCCCGAACCCCACCCUGCCCCCAAUAUGUUACUCCAAUGUUGAUGUCAAGAUUUGUAUAUUUGAUUUGAAUAUUUUCCCCACUGUGAGAGCCACAAUAUUCUGCACCGCAUAUGUUUCCCAUACUCGCAUUAUUUCUCAUUGUACUAUCUUACAUUUUCCUGAGCAUGACUAUAUUUGGGCAAAUGAGUGGUAGGGGAGCUGAGGUGGGGGAGUGGACAACCAAUCUUAAAACUUGAAAAAAAACAAAUAUCAAAACAAAGAAAGAAAAUAUGAAACAUGUACAGAGUCUAUUAGAUUUGGAAUCGAAGAAUAAGUAAUUAAAAAAAUAAUAAACACAAUAAAAAAGGCUUUUGCCAAAAGCUGUUGAAAAAAGCCAAUAACCUUAUUUUGUGCAGUAAAGACAGUGUACAAGUACAUGCACAAUUCACUAUUUUUGUAAUGAAUGUGAGCGACAAAAAGUUGUGGAUUGACUUUCUUAAUAUACACAAGUGUAAACUGUUUGUUGGUGAAGAGGUACUUAUUUUUGUAGGUCAUGUACACGUAGUUUGCUUUAGUUUUUUAGCUUUAUGUAUUUGGUAUUUUUUUUCCAGGGUAAUAUAAGUGUUAUAACACAUUACCAUAGUACCACACAAGUAUUAAGUGCACAUACAUAAAACACCAGGUUUUUUAUGUAUUAAGAAAAUUUUCUUCAGUCACAAAGAGUCACUGCAAGUUUGGCCUUUGGUGAUUGUAGAAAGUACAAGUUGACACAGUUUGUAGGAGCCUUUGCAUUUCACAUUUGUAUUUUGUUCGGAUUAGAUUGAAAAAGGACUUUUCAUAGUAUCAGUCCAAUAAUUUGUGUAUUUCAGACGUUGGUGUUAGAGAGCAGGAGUUUGAUAUACAUGUAUGUUCAUAAAAGUGUGAAUUUUCAAGUACUCAGAAGGAUAAAUGUUUGUCAGUCCUGUUCUGCCGUCAAGUAUCGUCGGCCGUAAAAGUGCCCAUCACUUGUUGAUUUUCUGACCAAAAUGUACUAAAUUGAAGCUCACAUUGACAAAUUUCCCUAUUUUUGUGAGGGAGAAAUUUUAAGUGAAAAAAAGUGCCCUGCAUGUUUAUUUGUACAUUACAACAAGCUAGUACAUUGAACAUGUUGACAUGUGUUGACUCACUGUUUAAUCCAAUUGUUUUCAGUGUUCACAUGAAAUUAAAUGCUUUAAUCAAAUUGCAGAAUGUUUAGCAUUUAAUAACUAGUUUUGAGACAUUAAUAUACGCGCAACAGAUUGUUUGCACUACAGCCAUGUUUGAGGUGUGAGCGUUUGUUCACCAGGGAUACGCAGGAGUAGAUCUCUUGUGCUUCAUUGUUAGUGAAUUAACACAACAAAACACACCACCAAGAUGUCUGCUGAAUGCAAUCCAUCUAUAGUGAACUGAAUGUGUAGCAUAACGUGUUCUAUGUGGUGUUUGUGCGCAGUGACACAAAUGUUAUGGUCAUGUUUGUUUAAUGGUGUGUGCUUAUAACCAAGGGGUCAUAAAAUUAAUUUAAGCAAAAUAUUUUUUGGUGGGGAAACAUCCGUACAUCCGUGAACUGUAAGAAAAUAAAGAGUCGCCUUUUGGGGGAAAUUUUCUUUCAAGCGCAUUUCCCCCCUAUUAGUGCCAUUUUAUUUUCGGACUUCAUUCUCAACACACAAAAAAGACGUUUACAAAAGUAAUUGUUCUGUAACACCUAAGCUUCUGCCUUUGACGUCACUGUUUUUUUCUCAUGAAUAUGGAAAACCAAAGAAGCCGAAAUCGGAAUACAGAGACUGAAAAAGAAUGGGGAACAAAAGAUGCAUUUCAAAGUUUGUAUUAAACAUUGGUGGUAUGGCACUUUAAUGAAUGGUGUAAUCGUGUGAUUGUGAUUCACGCCACCUCUGAUGGUUGAAUUGCAUUUUGCUGCACCGUUGUCAUAUUUAUUUAUUCAUUUUCUUUACCCAGGGUAUGCCCAACUAAUUUAAAAACUGGUUUCCAUUGGGGCCCUGCAUACAUUACAUAUUAUUAGAUAAUGUUAAGUAAACUUCAACUCAUAAGGAAACGUUUGUUGAUGAAACAGACGACGAACUUUAUAAUAUUCUUAUUCUAUCCACUAAAGAUAAGGCAUGCGCAAACCAAUUAGAAAGGGCUUCGUUGUGUCCAAAUUUCACGCUACACUGGUAGAAUCAGUGUAUAUGUAUACCAUUAACCCUAACCGAACUCAACCCAUCAAAGCCCAACAGCAUGUUUUGUUUAAAUCUGUUGGGAUAGGUACAGUUUCCCUAAACAGAUGGUCUUUUACACUGGGGUUUGGCAUACCUCCAGAAACUAAAGUCCAACAGUGCGUGUGUACAAUCCCAUGUGGGUGUUGGAAUUUGCCAGAAAAGGUAUGGUUCCUAGUGAAUUAGGCUGGGGAGUUAGGGUUAAUGAGAGGCCCAGUUGUAUUGAGCGGUCGACCAGACAAUGCUGCUUAUGCAAAUUAACAUGUCAAUUGGAAACAAUCAGCUGAACGAAGACAGCAUUUAUUUAUUAAACAUUGUGAGAAAUGAAGCGGCCUCCUAAAACACAUCGAAAUUGGCGCCCUACCAAGAUACCCACACGAACGCAAGCAUUGUAUUUAGGAAGUGUUUUUAAAAUAAAGUUCGAAAGAAUAUUCAAACGAAAGCUAAUAUAUGUAAUAUAAAUAACGUGUAGUUUCCCUUGACUGUUUAACAGAAGUUGUUGUAAUUUUGUAUUAUUUAUAUUUAAUUUUGCGUUGGUUGUUGGUGCAUGUUUAUUGCAUUGGUUGGUGGUGCAUGUUUAUACGCUAUGAAUGUUGACCAAACGGUUAGGAUUUAUUAUGGUUAACGUUUAGUUUGUAAUAUAUGAAAUAUGCUGAUUGAAAUACUGAGGGGAAAAUAUUGUUUGCGAAUCACUUCAUUUUUAUGUUAUUAUGUUUGUAAAGUGACAGCUUUUGUAAAAUGCUAAAUUCUAGGCAAAAGCCAUAGAAAAAAAAAUUAAUGAUUUGUUGUAAUGCUUUUGAAAAAUUGGAAUUUCUGAACGUAACAUCAGCAGUUAGAUUCAUAUGGUUUUGAUCUUUGAAUUCCGCAUAUAACUUAAGGUUUCAGAGUAUCAUCCAUAUAUGUGUAAAACAAGUUAGUUUGAAUAACAAUAUAAACUAAGGUACCAGUCUGUGCAAUUUGGUAGUGUGGUUAACAGUGUGAAGUGUAUCUGUAUCACGUCCGCAUUAACGCUUGUUACUCGUGCUUCUCUCGUUUCAUUGUAUAAUGAUGUACAUGUAUUUAUAAAUUAAUGUACCGCGCCGUUUCACCUUUACGCAGACCAAAUGGAUUAAGCAUUUACCGACGUGUUUUCUUGAAAUAAAAUUUGUUUUGUUGUUUUUCUCAAUAAAAAGUUAAAACUGAAG
Patiria miniata (bat star) is the source of this 6666-nucleotide messenger RNA. RefSeq names its product arrestin domain-containing protein 3-like. Bases 222 to 1451 code for a protein of 409 amino acids. NCBI's taxonomy places the organism in Eukaryota, Metazoa, Echinodermata, Asteroidea, Valvatida, Asterinidae. The transcript has 9 exons. The record is from RefSeq and is a predicted model, not a curated record. Gene Ontology annotation, cellular component: cytoplasm. Gene Ontology annotation, biological process: protein transport.